This is a messenger RNA of Morus notabilis, 1692 nucleotides long. Its product is annotated as O-glucosyltransferase rumi homolog. The coding region runs from base 157 to 1656 and encodes 499 amino acids. The record is from RefSeq and is a predicted model, not a curated record. The transcript is spliced from 6 exons. NCBI's taxonomy places the organism in Eukaryota, Viridiplantae, Streptophyta, Magnoliopsida, Rosales, Moraceae.
UGGACGAAGCCAAUGAUACCAGUGGGUCCCAAGCGCAUAGAAAUCGGCUUAGAAAACCGUAAUUCCGCUAAACAUGGACGACUCACUCACUCAGUGCGUCACUGACUCACCGUCUUCCACUAUCACCACCACCACCGCCACCAUCUCUGCUCCGCCAUGGUCAUGCCGAAGAAGAAGAGAAACAUGCCCCGACCGCCGCCCCAUCUCCUUCCCUGCGUUGCCGGACUCGCCUUCCUCUCCCUUGCCGUUCUCGUCCUCUACAAGGUGGACGACAUCGCCGCCCAGACCAAGACCGUCGCCGGAGACAACCUGGACCCGACGCCAUGGCACCUCUUCCCGCCGAAGACCUUCUCCGGCGAGACUCGCCACUCUCGGCUCUACAAGAUCCUCCACUGCUCCUACCUCGCUUGCAGCCACUCCGCCUACAAAUACAAUCCCUCCGUAAAACGCCGUCGUUCCGACCCCGAUUCUGCUGCUCGCAAAUGCCCCGAGUUCUUCCGGUGGAUCCACCAAGAUCUCGAGCCAUGGGCCCGGACCGGAAUUUCCGCCGGUCACUUGGAGGAGGCCCGGGAAUUCGCUGCUUUCCGUGCGGUGAUCGUCGGAGGGAGACUGUUCGUUGAUCUGUACUAUGCUUGUGUGCAGAGCCGGACCAUGUUCACGAUCUGGGGUUUGUUGCAGCUGCUCAGGAGGUACCCUGGAAUGGUUCCUGAUGUUGAUAUGGUGUUUGAUUGUAUGGACAAGCCGAGUAUUAACGGGACCGAGCAUGGUUCGUUUCCUUUGCCUCUCUUCCGGUAUUGCACCACCCAGGCUCACUUUGACAUUCCUUUUCCUGAUUGGUCCUUCUGGGGUUGGCCAGAGACGAAUCUGAAUCCAUGGGAUGAGGAGUUUAGAGACAUCAAACGUGGUUCUGAAAGAACGAGUUGGACGAAGAAGCACCCCCGGGCAUACUGGAAAGGAAAUCCAGACGUUGAUUCCCCUGUCCGUACAGAGUUACUAAACUGUAACCACUCUAGGACGUGGGGAGCGCAGAUUUGGCGUCAGGAUUGGACAGAGGAAGCAAAAGGUGGUUAUGAAAAGUCCAGACUAUCUAAUCAGUGUAACAAUCGGUAUAAAAUCUACGCUGAAGGCUAUGCUUGGUCUGUGAGCCUGAAAUACAUACUGUCCUGUGGUUCUCUUGCACUAAUAAUUUCCCCACAAUAUGAAGAUUUUUUCAUCCGGGGUCUCAUUCCCAUGAAAAAUUACUGGCCCAUCUCCUCAACUGAUUUAUGCCCGUCCAUAAAAUACGGUGUUGAGUGGGGCAAUGCUCACCCAUCUGAGGCCAAGGCAAUAGGAAAAGGAGGGCAGGAGUUUAUGGAAAGCCUGAGCAUGAACCGGGUCUACGACUACAUGUUUCACCUCAUCAAUGAGUACUCAAAGCUACAGACGUUUAAGCCAGUCCGGCCAUCUUCUGCGCUUGAAGUUUGCCCCGAAUCCCUACUAUGUCACGCUGAUUCAAAACAGCGAAAACUACUCGAAAAAUCAACUGCACACCCUUCUCCAAACCCCCCGUGCUCUCUCCAGCCGCCGGAUAGUGAUAUCAUCAAGAGUUGGGUACAACAAAGAAGAAAAACAAUCAAGGAUAUAGAAGAUAUGAAGCUGAAAACACACACACACUAAAAGUUAAAAACAUUUUAUGUACAACUUUCUAUUACA